Messenger RNA from Schizophyllum commune H4-8, 1348 nucleotides. RefSeq names its product Osmotin, thaumatin-like protein. The transcript has 4 exons. NCBI's taxonomy places the organism in Eukaryota, Fungi, Basidiomycota, Agaricomycetes, Agaricales, Schizophyllaceae. The coding region runs from base 429 to 1190 and encodes 253 amino acids. Gene Ontology annotation, cellular component: extracellular region. The record is from RefSeq and is a predicted model, not a curated record. Gene Ontology annotation, biological process: defense response.
UACACAUUGGAACACGCCUCGCAUGUUCGUCGUGCGCCCGCAACCUGGUGCGGACCCGUUUCGUCGACGCUCAAUUCCUCGGUGCCUCCCGCAGGGCCGCCGUGACCGUCAUAGGUGGCCUCUGGGCGGACGAUAGAGCAGAGGCGCUUGUGAUCGUCAGCGAUCUGCAUCGGCUCGCAGCGGCAAGGGCACAGCGCGUCGCGGGCGCCAAUCCAUCCAUCCGCACAUGAUCGAGACUGUCAAUCUAUAGGACCUCGUGAAGCGCGGACGAUGCGCUCAGGCACCUUGCAGGUUCUCUCAAGUUCCUGUGCGAACCAAUUCUAGAGGCUGAGGCAGGGUAUAAAAGGCGGAUGGGUGGCAGGGAAAGCCCCAAGCAAGAGCAGCACACUCUUCCUUCCAGCCUAACAAGCUACCUCAUUUCGUCAAAGAUGUUCUUCCAAGUCACCUCUGCCCUCGCCCUCGCGGCGAUGGCGUCGGCCCGUACCUUCACGGUCUACAACGCCUGCCCGUUCACCAUCUGGCCGGCUAUGUUCACCGACCUUCACGCCGGCUCUGCCGUUCCCGACCACUCGACCGGCUGGGAGGCUCCCGCCUGGUCGAAGGUGACCUUCAACGUUCCCGACAACUGGACCGCGGGUCGUAUCUGGGCGCGUCGCAACUGCGACUUCUCCAGCAACCCGGGCCCUAAUUCGUGCCUCGACGGCGGCUGCAAUGGCGGCCUCGAGUGCGACCGCAACACGGGUACCGGCGUGCCCCCCGCCACCGUGGCGGAGUGGACGCUCGGCGACGGCCAAGGCCUCGACAACUACGAUGUCUCCCUCGUCGACGGGUACAACCUGCCCAUGCGUAUCACCAACAACGUGGGCUGCCCCGUCGCGGACUGCCCCGUGGACCUUGGCCCCAACUGCCCGGACAACCUCAAGGGCCCCUUCGAUUCCUCGGGCUUCCCCGUGGGCUGCAAGUCCGCGUGCCUCGUCGACCCGAACCCGUCGAACUCGCCGGCGUGCUGCAGUGGCCAGUGGUCUGGUGGCCCCCAGGAUUGCCCGUCCUCGGGAUCGUCGUCGUACAACUACUUCAAGUCGAACUGCCCGAACUCGUACGCGUACGCCUACGACGAGCCCAGCGGUACUGCUCUCUGGUACUGCGACGCUUCCAAGAGGGCUGACUACACUCUCACUUUCUGCCCUUAAUAUCUCAAUGGUAGUAGGAACGAUGGACUCCAUCAAUAAAUGGGCUAAAAUGGGUUGUAGUGAUGGAUAGGUGUAAAGCAAUGUAGAGUCUAUUAAUGGGUACAUUGUCUUUGGUUCAUUGGAUUGUGGGUGUUCAACACGUGAAACGGCCGCCUAAA